Messenger RNA from Coccinella septempunctata (seven-spotted ladybird), 1715 nucleotides. RefSeq lists its product as uncharacterized. The record is from RefSeq and is a predicted model, not a curated record. The coding region runs from base 74 to 1579 and encodes 501 amino acids. Gene Ontology annotation, molecular function: ubiquitin conjugating enzyme binding; zinc ion binding; ubiquitin protein ligase activity. The transcript is spliced from 2 exons. Gene Ontology annotation, cellular component: cytoplasm. Gene Ontology annotation, biological process: multicellular organism development; proteasome-mediated ubiquitin-dependent protein catabolic process. Lineage: Eukaryota; Metazoa; Arthropoda; Insecta; Coleoptera; Coccinellidae.
GUCUCUGUUAAGUCUAUGUUUGUUUCCUUCAGGCUGAUAAGCAACACAGGUUUCGUAAUUUGUUAUAAACAAUAUGUUGAUGGUUGACGAAUCUUCUGACGAACAUCUAUUGAAAUGUUCAACAUGCAAUAAGCCAUUAUCAGUGGCUCCAAUUUAUCAUAACGUUACCAUUGGAAGUGUAUGUGGUAGAUGUGCUCAAAAUGGUUUAAUCGAUGGAAACAGUGAUGCUUGUUGGGAGAGACAAAUUAUUGUCGAAAACAUUGCAAAUUAUUUGCUUUUUCCUUGUUCAUACCAAGUCUUCGGAUGUAUGGUUGAACUUCAAUGGGACUCUGUUGUGAAUCAUGAAGACACUUGCCCAUACUCAGAUAUUGUUUGUCCUCUAUCACAUGAAUAUUUCGGGAGUCAGUGCUCUUGGAUUGAUGACCAUUAUAAUCUAACCAAGCAUAUCAAAAGAAAGCAUAAAAAUAUGUUUUGCAUCCCUCCAAGCAUGAAAAUAACAGAAAAAUGUGAGAAUAACGUCCUUUUUUCUGAGAUUGCAGGAAAUUUGAUAAUCAUUAUGUUGAUAUUCAAUAAUGAGUUGAAUAAAUAUUCAUGUUAUUUAUUUGGGGAAUUUUCUUUAGAAGAAUGCAAUUCAUACCGAUGUCAAGUAAAUAUUUCAAGUAUUGAAUUGGCUAAUCCAGUGAAGUUAAGAAAUGUACCAAUGCAACCCUUUGCCAGAAAUUACCUCAAAAGAGUUGAUGGGGGUGUAGAAAUUGAUCUUAAUGAGCAUUUGAAAAAUAUUUCUCCUACAACAAACGAUUUAUUAUUAUCAUUCAAUGUUUUAAAAGAAAGAAAUUCUGAGGAAACCCAAUUUGACGCAAAAUUACUACAGGAGUUGGAAUGUCCUAUUUGUUAUGAAUUAAUGAAACCCCCAAUCUUCAUAUGUGAAAAAGGUCAUAAUAUAUGUGAAGUAUGCUGCAAUAAAGUUGACAGGUGUCCUGUUUGUAGAAAAAAUUUGUUAGGUGGUAGGAAUUUCACACUAGAGACUCUAGCAUCGAAAGUUAACUAUCCCUGUGUGAAUAGACAUCUAGGCUGCACUUACAUUGCAAUGUUACCACAAAUUGAAGAUCAUCAACGUGAUUGUUCGUAUGUUGCCAGAAAAUGUUUUGUCGGUAGCUGCCAGUGGGAAGGAUUGAAUACGAGUUUUGAGAAUCAUCUGGAAGAUAAACAUUUGAAUAAUUUGCUGAAGCUGGAUACAUUUAAAGUUCACCACAUAAAUAUGAAAAAUCAAGACUAUAUUAUGAUUCAUGAUGAUGAUAUUUUUGUUUUGAAAUUUAGUUUCGAUAAUAAGGAUAACCUCAAGUACGCUGUUCUGCAUUAUGGACGUGAAGUUACCAGUUAUAAAUAUAACCUCAUACUGAAGGACCCAACAUGUGGCAUUAGCAUAACUCUUUCAAACUGUUGUGAGCCAGUGCUAACUGCAUCUGACAUUAUGCAUUAUAACAACAGUUUCACGUCAUUACCAUUCUCUUUUCUGUCGCAGUUUUUGUUGAAUUUUCAUCAAAUAGAGUUCAAGCUGCAUAUUCAAUAUGAAAAUUAGUUAUGCGACACCUUCGUAUGUAUAGUUUUAUGUAAGGAAAUAUGAAAAAUAUACAUAGGAACAGACUGUUAAUCGAAAUCUAUGAUGGUUGGAUUGAUUUAUUAUCAAAAUGUAUAAUUAAUUUUCAUUGGAUAAU